CGGCUCCUCACAGCUACAGCAGCAUCCUGUUUCAUUCACUAAACCCCUGUGUCCAGCAUUAAUUGUAGCAUGCGUCAGGACGGAUCUUUACAGAUGGCUGCAAAACAGAAAGAGAGCGGCGAUCAGAACUUUGACUACAUGUUCAAACUGCUGAUCAUCGGGAACAGCAGCGUGGGCAAAACGUCGUUUCUUUUCCGCUACGCUGACGACUCAUUUACGUCAGCCUUCAUCAGCACUGUUGGCAUCGAUUUCAAAGUCAAAACCGUGUACAAGAACGACAAGAGAAUCAAGCUGCAGAUCUGGGAUACAGCAGGACAAGAGCGGUACAGGACCAUCACGACUGCCUACUACCGUGGUGCCAUGGGCUUCAUCCUUAUGUAUGACAUCACCAACGAGGAGUCAUUCGGAGCGGUGCAGGACUGGUCGACCCAGAUAAAAACGUACUCCUGGGAUAAUGCGCAAGUUAUCCUGGCUGGAAAUAAGUGUGACAUGGAGGAAGAGAGAGUCGUGUCUGUUGAGAGUGGCAGACUGCUGGCCGAACAGCUUGGCUUCGAGUUCUUCGAGACAAGUGCCAAGGACAACAUCAAUGUGAAGCAAACGUUUGAACGUCUCACGGAUAUCAUCUGUGACAAAAUGUCCGAUAGCCUAGAGACUGACCCUGCAGUUACCACUGGAACGCAGGGCAAUGCCAGGCUCACAGACAACCCACCACCGACACAACAACCCAACUGUGCAUGUUAGUGCAUUAAAGUCCAUUCAGAAUGUGUGUGUUUAUGAGGCUUCUUUAGAUUGAUGUAUUUAACCUUUAAUGUUGUGGCUGACAACAUCUGUCACUAAAACAAGCUGAAUCCCAUUGAGACUAUCUUACGCACCACCCACAGCGCAAAAUGGGUCUUGCAAUGAAAUGCUGUUUGCAAAAAGGUAAGAAAAAGGCACUGUAAAUGCC
Molecule: messenger RNA, 946 nt
Organism: Trichomycterus rosablanca
Lineage: Eukaryota; Metazoa; Chordata; Actinopteri; Siluriformes; Trichomycteridae
Product: ras-related protein Rab-3C-like
Exons: 5
Coding region: 70-741 (223 amino acids)
Biological process (GO): protein localization to plasma membrane; protein secretion; regulation of exocytosis
Cellular component (GO): synaptic vesicle; plasma membrane; endosome
Molecular function (GO): GTP binding; myosin V binding; GTPase activity
Source: RefSeq, a predicted model, not a curated record